Hibiscus syriacus is the source of this 951-nucleotide messenger RNA. RefSeq lists its product as uncharacterized. Gene Ontology annotation, biological process: transcription by RNA polymerase III. Bases 1 to 951 code for a protein of 316 amino acids. The record is from RefSeq and is a predicted model, not a curated record. NCBI's taxonomy places the organism in Eukaryota, Viridiplantae, Streptophyta, Magnoliopsida, Malvales, Malvaceae. Gene Ontology annotation, molecular function: protein binding. The transcript is spliced from 6 exons. Gene Ontology annotation, cellular component: transcription factor TFIIIC complex.
AUGGAGAGCUCAAAUGUUAUUCUUACCGGUGGACAUGGAGGUCUGAAGUUUUGGGACAUACGUGAUCCAUUUCUUCCAUUGUGGGAUGUCCAUCCAGCAUCAAAGUUCAUAUAUAGCCUGGACUGGGUGCCAGAACCAAGGAAAGUUGUAUGCGUUAUGAUAUCCUUCGAUGAUGGAACAAUGAGACUGCUCAACUUAGUUACUGCAUGUGAUGUUCCUGUUUCUGGAGAACCUUUUGGGGCAUAUAAGCAACCAGGAGGUCCAGGACUGCACCUUUAUAAUUGUUCAUCCUUUGCUAUCUGGAGUGUACAAGUGUCGCGACUAACAGGCAUGGUUGCAUAUUGUGGUGCUGAUGGUACUGCUACGUGCUUUCAGCUAACAUCACAAGCAGUGGGGAAAAGAUUUUCACGAAAUCGAACCCCGCAUUUUGUAUGUGGAUCCUUGAUGGAGGAGGAUUCCGCUGUAAUAGUUAACACCCCCUUACCAGAUAUUCCUUUGCCAUUGAAGAAGCCAAGUAUUGAUUGUGGGGAGGGCCAAAGAUCCAUGCGUACCUUCUUAACCAAGUCAAACCCAGGCAAAAAUGAUAAGGAUAGUAAGGCAAAAGUUCCAACUUCUAAUAAACAAACUUCAGUCAUUAGCGAAAGCAACGAUCCUGGCACGGAAUCUGAACCUGAGGAAACAUUGGCAGCUCUGAAACACAAAAUCAAGCAAAAAUCUAUAAGUGUCAACAAGAAGAAAGCCAACGAUGAUAAAGUAUUGUCACUAAAUACCAAAAAAGCAACAAAUAAAGGGAAAGAAGAAACUGGAAAAGAAGUUGAAAGCAAAAUUGAGACAUUUCCUCCCAAGAUUGUGGCAAUGCAUAGAGUUAGAUGGAACAUGAACAAGGGUAGUGAGAGAUGGUUGUGCUAUGGUGGAGCAGCCGGGAUUGUUCGAUGUCAAGAGAUUAGAUAG